Emericellopsis cladophorae is the source of this 1074-nucleotide messenger RNA. RefSeq lists its product as uncharacterized. The transcript is spliced from 3 exons. Gene Ontology annotation, molecular function: DNA-binding transcription factor activity, RNA polymerase II-specific; zinc ion binding; sequence-specific DNA binding. NCBI's taxonomy places the organism in Eukaryota, Fungi, Ascomycota, Sordariomycetes, Hypocreales, Bionectriaceae. The coding region runs from base 1 to 1074 and encodes 357 amino acids. Gene Ontology annotation, biological process: positive regulation of transcription by RNA polymerase II; DNA-templated transcription. The record is from RefSeq and is a predicted model, not a curated record.
AUGAAAGCGUCCAUCCAUCGCUUCCGACUCCAACAGACAUCACCACCGGAGAGCACCGGUCGGCGCCGCUCUGCUUCGCCCGUCGCGGCGCGGGACGCUGCCUCCGCUUCUGCUUUCGCUGGUGUUGGUGCUGGGCGGCUCUCCAGUCCUCCCUCGCGCAAGGGAUCUUUUGCUGGGGGCUCCUUCAAGAAGAAAUGCAGCAGGACAUUCCCGGUGUGCGAACUGUGCAACGCAGCAGAACAGAAAUGUUCCUACUCCAAUCCGACGAACAUUGCCGAGGGCAGAGCGCUCCAGCUAGAUGCCAGGGUCCAAUGGCUGAGCCAGUACAUCAACGACAACCUCCUUUCUCAUGGGUGCAUUGAGGCCAUCGAGACGGGAACAGACCUCGCACUGGUCGACGAGACAUCGCCACUGGACCAUGGGAGCGUCAGCGCGACCGCCAGCCAUGCCUCCUACCAUGCGUCCAUGACCACGAACAGCUCGAAAGGAUACAGCGACCAGGCGAUGCCUGCGGACGCUGCGGCGCGACGGUUCGUGGACGCGUACUUUCGCAACGUCAACCGGGCGUUUCCCUGUGUCCACCAGUCCAAGAUCCUCGCCGACCUGGACAAACCGCAGGAGUUUAUGAAACGAAAACGAGAGGCAGGCUCGACCUUGCUAUAUCUCAUCAUGGCCAUUGGUGCCUCCACGCUGGAGCGCGCCGGCCAGGCGCCCAGGGGUACCUUGCGACGGUUCGACGUGGCCUACUCUGACAUUAUACAGGAGCUUCUUCAUUGGGACACCAUUGAGUCGAUACAGAUCCUCGCACUACUUGCGCUCUACUCGCUCUUCGACACGCUGGGUUUCUCGUCGUACUCCAUUGUGGGCAUCGCAGCGAGACAGGCCACACUCUUGGGCCUCACGCGUCGCCCGACUGAGGAGUUGGGUCUGACGCCAGCCGAGGCUAAGCUGCGUUACCGACUAUACUGGAGCAUCCUUGCGUUGGACCGCAUGAUGGCCAUCUCCCAUGGGCUCCCAGUCGCCCUAACUGACGACAAUGCCGACGUCCCGCUCCUAGGCCUCACGAUCGAGUAG